AUGAGUGCCUCGAAAUCAAAGUCAAAGACAACAACUGGUGCCAGGGGACCAAGAGACCUCAUGGUGGAACAAUACAUAGUCAUUUGGGUGGAUCACAACAUUAAUCAAAAUAAUGAAGAUUGUAAAAAUACAUUGACAAAACUACGCGGCAUUGUCAAUGAAGUAAAUCAAUGCAUCUCGACUGAUCAAUGUAUCGAAGAACUUCAAAAAAACAAUGGAGAAACAACAUUUGUUAUCUCAUCUGGUGCAAUAGGACAACAUCUUGUACCGAAAAUUCAUGACCAACCAAAAUUAAAUGCGAUUUACAUAUUCUGUGGUGAUAAAGCCCGACAUCAAGCAUGGGCACAAAAUUGGAGUAAAAUAAAAGGUGUCCACACAUCAAUCAUACCGAUUUGUGAAGCAUUAAAAUUAGCUGUCAAACAAUGUAAUCAAAGUAAUAUUUCAUUUAGUAUCAUCGGAGUGAAUGAAGGAGGUUCCAGUGAAGAUCUUAAUCGACUAGAACCCAAUUUUAUGUACACCCAAAUAUUCAAGGAAAUUCUCCUUGAAAUGGAACAUGAUCAGAAGGCCAUCAAUGAUUUAGUCACAUAUUGUCGAGGCAAAUAUGAAGACAAUUCCGAGGAGUUAAAAAUUAUUAAUGAAUUUCAAACUAAAUAUAAAUCAUCACAAGCCAUAUUGUGGUACACAUGGGAGUGUUUCACUUACAAGAUGAUCAAUUGCGCAUUACGUAAACUUGAUGGUGAUAUUAUUAUUCGAAUGGGCUUCUUUCUCUGCGAUGUCCAUCGACAAAUUGAAGCAUUAUACAAGAAGCAAAUCAGUUCAUAUCAAGGAAAAGUAUUUCAGGCUUAUCGAGGACAAGGUAUGUCCAAAGAAAAUUUUGAAGAACUC
Messenger RNA from Rotaria socialis, 885 nucleotides. The record is from the annotation of a GenBank genome assembly. NCBI's taxonomy places the organism in Eukaryota, Metazoa, Rotifera, Eurotatoria, Philodinida, Philodinidae.